Nerophis lumbriciformis (worm pipefish) is the source of this 834-nucleotide messenger RNA. The record is from RefSeq and is a predicted model, not a curated record. Lineage: Eukaryota; Metazoa; Chordata; Actinopteri; Syngnathiformes; Syngnathidae.
AUGGGGAGCUUCGAAGGUCACGCGCUCCCCGGGACCCUUUUCCUGCUGGCUGGCCUGUGGUGGACGGCCAAACUCUCGCUCUGGCAUGCCACCCACCGCUAUAAGAGCAUCGGCUCCACCCGGCUGAGCGGCAGAGUGGCGCAACGCCGCUUGGAGCUGGUAGAAGGCUCGAUCGUCGUCCUCUUCUCUUUAAUAGGCAUGAUAGCGGAGCAGUUUUAUGCGAAAGGGCCGCAUCUCAAGCUUUAUGACUUUGCGGAAAACCACUGGAAGGGCAUGAUGAACUGGCAACACUCCACCAUGUAUUUCUUUUUCGGCCUGGCAGGAGGUGUGUCCCUUAUAGUCCAUGCCACCGAGGCGGCGCCCCGCGCCCUGGACAAGUUAUUGGUGGCCAUCGCCUUCUUUAACGAGGGGUUCCUUUUCCUCUACCACCUCCAUGGCCGAGAUGUGCUGGACGUGCACAUGCACAUGCUUCUGCUGUACACGGUCUUCGGGUGUGCCGCCGUAUGCUUCCUGGAGGUUUUCCAAAGAGGCAACAUCCUGGUAGAGCUGCUGCGCUGCACCCUGACUCUGCUGCAGGGUAGUUGGUUCUGGCAGAUCGGCUUCGUACUGUACCCUCUUAGCGGUGCUCAGUGGGACCCCAUGGACCACAGCAACGUGAUGUUCGUCACCAUGUGCUACUCAUGGCAUGUGGCCUUUGCCAUGCUCAGCGUCGGCGUGCUCUAUUGUCUGGUCAGCUGCGCCGUCCGCUCCAGACUAAAGAAGACCCCCCCGGUGGAAAUGGGCCUGCUGAAGUGCUCUGACAAGGACCCCGAGUCAGAGGACGAGGUGGUGUGA